This is a messenger RNA of Varanus komodoensis (Komodo dragon), 4246 nucleotides long. It is a transcript of the gene ASRGL1, whose product is annotated as asparaginase and isoaspartyl peptidase 1. Bases 157 to 1119 code for a protein of 320 amino acids. The record is from RefSeq and is a predicted model, not a curated record. Gene Ontology annotation, molecular function: asparaginase activity. NCBI's taxonomy places the organism in Eukaryota, Metazoa, Chordata, Lepidosauria, Squamata, Varanidae. The transcript is spliced from 7 exons.
CACUCCUCCCCCUAGCUCUUAAAAACAUAUUUCCUGGUAAGACGAGCCAGCACUUCGUAGCUUUUCUUGACUUCGGCUGUGUUCUCCUUUUUUUAAAAAAUUAAAUCUGUCAAGUUCUUCCGUAGGGGUUUGAAGGCAGUCGGGGAAAGCAACCACAUGGAAGCAUCAAACAACAUGAAUCUGGCUAUUGUGGUUCAUGGUGGAGCUGGUAAAAUUUUAAAGGAGAGGGAAGAAGGAAGUCGAUCAGGUGUCAAAAGAGCAGCACUGAAAGGUUACAGUAUCCUUAAACAAGGAGGGAGUGCCUUAGAUGCUGUUGAAGAAGCUGUGAGGAUAAUGGAAAAUGAUCCACAUUUUAAUGCAGGCCAUGGCUCUGUGUUAAAUGAGACGGGUGAAGUGGAAAUGGAUGCCAUUAUCAUGGAUGGGAAAAAUCUAGCCUCAGGAGCUGUAUCUGCUGUGAAAUGUAUAGCUAACCCAAUAAAGCUUGCACGUCUUGUCAUGGAAAAGACAGACCAUAUGUUGCUUACGGACCAGGGGGCCUUUGCCUUUGCUAGGGCCAUGGGUGUUCCUGAGGUUCCUGGAGAGUCAUUAAUCACAGAAAGGUCACGAGAAAGGUGGAGGAAAAACCUUGAGACCAGUUCAAGCCCCCCAGAGCUGCAAAAAGACCUUGGAACAGUUGGAGCCGUUGCUAUCGACAGUGCAGGAAAUGUAGCUUGCGCAACAUCAACAGGGGGACUUACUAACAAGCGAGUUGGCCGUGUUGGUGAUACAGCAUGCAUCGGAAGUGGUGGUUAUGCAGAUAAUAAUGUUGGUGCUACCUCUACCACAGGCCAUGGAGAGAGCAUUAUGAAAGUAGUUCUUGCAAGACUUAGCCUGUAUUACAUGGAACAAGGGAAGCCUCCAGAAGAAGCUGCCGAUGCUGCCCUAAAUAUCAUGAAAACCAGAGUUGGGGGAUUGGGUGGGGUCAUUGUAAUCAGCAAUUCAGGAGACUGGGCUGCGAGGUUCUCCACUGAGAACAUGUCCUGGGCUGCAGUAAAGGAUGACCAGCUGCUGUGUGGCAUUUCUGCUGGUGAAAGAUAUACACAAUCUGUUGAAGAAGCCCUUAGCUCCAUCGAACUCUAAAAAAGCAGGGAACCAGGUGGACGUUGUGGCAGAAGGAAAAUUAUAGACGUUUGUUGGGAACUCGUGCUGCUGUACCCUUGAAGAUGAGGGAUGCUAUCUUUUCCCAGAUUCAUAAGGGCACAUUCCUGCAUGAUUAAAUUAUCCUGGAGUCCAGUAUCCACAUAGAAUUAGCCUGAUGCCCUGGGCAGAUUUUUAUCACAGUUUUGUUUCUGGUUCCUGCCUGUAUUCCAGUUGUCUCAUGAUCUAUUACAUGUUUCCUGAUUUUAUGCCUCAAAUCAAGCAGAAACUAGCUCUGAAACCUUUAAUUUCAGACAUGUGCUUGCUGACUUCUCAGUUUAUCAUAUUUUUGCAUUGAAGUGAAAGAGCAUGUGGUGAACAGGAUAUUCUUAUCAUCCAGAAGGCCACUAAAGUGAAUACAUUGGUAAUACUAAUAGGGGAAAUUAUGUGUACUUCAGUGUGCACAUGAUUGGACUGUGUUCUCAUGUAACUUAAGAAAUGAUAUGUAGAAUGUGCAACAAUGUGGAAAAAUGACUCUGAGUAUUUUGCUGAAGAUGGGAAGACGAAAUCACAGUUCGAAAGGAAUGUUUAGUCUGUAGUCUUGUAACUACUUAGUUGAGAAUAAAGCCAGUGGUGCUGCCAAGAUUAUUUAAACAACACUGGCUGGGUUCACAUGACAUGACAACCCUGCGUAGCUGAUAAGCCACAGGGGUUGUCAUGCUGUGUGCACCCAGAUUGUUUCACACAGGGUGGCUUGUUUGUGGGCAAUAACCCUGUUUUGGCAACUCAUGGCUUAUUUUAGGGGGUGUUAUACUCACAGUGAUCUGUAAAAUCAUUUGAACAUGGGUGAUUGACACCAUUAUAGGUACUGAGAAGCGGCUAAUGAGCUUGGGAAGAGGGACAAAAACCCUUGCUAAGCUUCUCCCAGGCUCCUGCCAGGAGCAGCUGCCCCACAGGCGCCCAGUGAGCACUUUGGGGUCACUGGCACUGGCUGGGUGCCCCCCACCAAAAUUGUGAGGUGUUUUUGGCUUGUAGUGACUGUUUCACCAUUCACCCUUUUUUCAGAGAUCACGACCUCAAAUUUGACAGAUGGCUUUUGUGAUCUCCAUUUUGAUAGCCGUUGGCAGCCCCUUCAAAGGGCCUCAGCAGAACCUUGGAGGAACUCUCUGUGGUGGUAAACUAAUUUUACCAUUAUUUUUCACCCCCCACACACCUGUGUGUAUUAACUCUUUCACAAGUGCCCACCUCACGAAAAUGGGCACCCUUGCUUGAGCAAUGACCAGGGAGGUACCUGCUGCCAAAGUGCAGGAGCCAACCCUGGAUGUUGAGUCAGAUACAGCCCAAAUAGCUUUCCCCCACCUUUUUGACUUUGCUUAACAACUAUCAAAAGACAAGACAAGACAAAGGUUUGAGCGAUCUUUGCAUGCACAAAGGGGGUGGUGAGAUUUAUACUCCCUUUAUAACAAGGUCUUUUGUUCUUUUACGACUUCACUUUUGCAAGGGUACUCUCACUUGUUCCCAAGAAUUUAGCUGCUCAGGAACAUGGAAAAGUGCAAGCCACCCUGUUUUAAAAGGACUUGGAGUUUUGAGAGUUAGCUGCCAAAACUCCCCUUCCUUUUAAAAUGCAUCCCUGCAUAUGUCCCUGUGAAGAAACUUUUAAAAGGAGCCAGAGUUCUGAUAGUUUCUUUUUAAAGUGGCUUGUGCUUUUCCAUGUUCCCAAGCACUCAAGAACAAGUGGAAAAGUGAUAACACCCUUAAGAGAGUGGAGUUCAAAAAGGAGGAGGAGGAUCAUGCUGCAAAGGGGGUGUAAAUCCCACCCAGUGUGGUUUAAAUGAUCAAAGGUCACUUUCACCUUUGAAUUGACUUGACAGCUUGUGUGUUCUGACAAGUAGAGAGAAAAGACUAUUGGGAACAGGUGCCUCCCUGGACGUUCUGUGGGUGAGGCUGCCCAUUUUCAGAUCUCAGUAAGUGUGCAAGUGCCCCUGGACAGUUGCAACCCUUGAUUACUUCCAAAUGAAUAUUCACAAAAAUGAGGACUUCAUCUUGUUACUAGAACUUUAGAGAAUUUGAUUGCAAAAGUUCUUAAUUUACAGUGGGGAAGAACCAGAGUUCUCUUGUUUAUUGAAAGACACAAUAGAGCUCAAAAGUUUUUAUUUUAAUGUAACAGCUUUUAGAAAUGAUUUCCUUUGAUUUGGAUAAAGGAAUUAAAUACUAUAGAAAGCAGAAUCAUGUGGCAAAACAAUCCAGAUAUUAUUGCUUUAUAAACCAAUAGCUGUCUUACUGAAAUAGUUAUUAAUUGUGCAAAUAAGCUUCCAUAUAUAAAAUUACAAUAAUGUUUUAUGGUGAGACAUUUUGGACAUUUAGCAUUCCAAUAGGAAUUUACAGAGUGAAAUGUAUUGAAUAUUUGCAAUCAAGUAAGUAAAAACAAACAAGCAAACUGCUUUUCCUUUUAUACUUUUCACACUAUUAUAAUUCACCAGUUUAUGUCCUAUUUAGAUAUUUAGCCUCAUGGUACCUUCUCUGCUUUUGAACUAGUCAGUAGUAUGCUAAUAUUCAUCAUAUUCCUUAUGAAAAUAACUGCAAUACAUUUUAAAGUAUACUACUCAUUUAUGGCUCAGCUGUACUGUUAGAAAAAUCAAGUUUUCUUAGCAUAUAGAAAUCACUUUUCUUGUAGAAAACAGGAGUAAAUUCAAGUUUAUUGUUCAUAUGACAUACUUUGAUAGUAGUAAAAAUCAUAUUAAAACAGUAUGUAAAGCUUUGCAUUAUUCAGGCUAAGCGAUAUCUUUAUAGGACUUUCGUUUUCAGAUUUCCAGGAUGAAUGAAAUAUUAUCUACCAAAGCCUUCCCCUCACCCCUUGAAAGACAUAAAAAUGACCCUUCUAAAAUUAGAGGAAGAAUUUUAGUUGUUGAACCAGUGACAUGAGCCACAAAACUAUAUUUCUAGAAAAUAACGGUACAACACUGUAUUGCAGUCAUAUGUCUUUUUAGUUAUGUCCUUCUGAUUUCUUCAAUUAUUCAUACUAGCAUGUUAUGAGCCAUAGUUCUAAUUGCAUGUAGCAAUGCUAAUAUGUUACAAGCUGGAGGGACACUGUUAAGCUGCCCCAUAAUAAACAUCAGUUUUGUUUCUGUGC